Durusdinium trenchii is the source of this 2020-nucleotide messenger RNA. The record is from the annotation of a GenBank genome assembly. NCBI's taxonomy places the organism in Eukaryota, Dinophyceae, Suessiales, Symbiodiniaceae.
GGUUCUGGUUUUGCCUGAUGUUCCCGCCAUGUCGGUCUUCGCCACAAGUUGUCGGGCCUCUAAGCAGUUUUCUGUUGAGCGUGGCGACGGAAGACUCGCACAGCUUCCUAAGUCAAUUCUCCCGUUUGGAUGCCCGGCCCUGAUGUGAUUCUUGCGAUGGGUGUUUGCUGGUGUCUUCAACUGGGCAUUUGGGUUACUGUAGUUACACCACAUCACUCAAAAUGAGGGGAAACCGGACUCACUCAAGACGACUCUUGCCUGAUUCGCUUUUUCAGGCUCGGGGCUGAUGGUUCCAUCACUGGCAAGGCGCGAGUGGCCACCCUGAGACCUUUGAAGAUGAGUGGCCACCCUGUGGGCAUCUAAAUCAAAAGAAAGAACAAACAAGAACUGGAUCAAAAGAAAACAUAACAGGAUCAAAACACCAUAAGAACAGAAUCAAACAAAGUCAUCCUGAGUAGGUCCCCUAGUCCAUUGCUCCCUUGGUCCUUUGGUUCCCUCUUGCAUAGGUUCCCUCUGGUCCUUUGGUCCCCUCUGGUCCUUUGGUCCUUUGGUCCCCUCCUUUGGUUCCCUAGUCACUAGUCCUUUGGUUGCCUGGUCCCUUUUCUGGUCACGGUCCUUGUCCUGGUCCCCUGAUGCAUGGGUCAAAAAGCACGGCCUCUGGCGAACACCAAAUGCUACCCGGUUGCCUUGGUCCUUGCGUCACUUUCUGAGUUCCCUUCAGUGAUGAAGCUAUGGGACGUGUCGUUUUCGAGUCAGCUGCUUUUUGAGGUCAACUCGGCCAUUGGCGAAUCCUAUCCGCUGGGCAUGCACCUUCAUGGUUGGGCAGCAGCAUUUGCCACUUCCGCCGUUGCUUGCAUCCUUCUCGAAGAGAAGUUUAGUUUCGUUUUGAUGUCUGUGGAUUCUGGACUUUUCCGUUGACUCAAAACUAAAAAUCAACGGCUGCCCAAAUUUGGAAAGUAUAUAACAAAGACCAUCUGUUUUUUUGAUGUCUUUGGACGAGAAUCAAGCCGUUCAACGACGAUCUAAAAUCUUAACUGACAUUUGUUACCGUCCUUUUGAGGGCUGCUGGUGUUUUGUGGAAACACAUCAAGAAAUGCGGAAAGACAAAGAUCAAGGAGGUUUUCGUUUGGCUCAAACCUCAAAACAUGAAGACUACACACACACACACGUGCUGCCUAGCAACACCUGCAUGUACACAGUUUGUUCCCUUUAGAUCAUGAUCACGUACUGCAGCAUGUUUUGUUCCCCACACGCUGGUCUUGUUGGCUGUUUUCAGGGUACAAUGUGACAGACACUGGAACCGGAGCGUCAACGGUGGACGGCAUUUAUGCUUUGACGGGUUGCAGCAACCCUUUGAAGAUUGGAGACCGCGGCUGUGACCAUGGUGGUCGUGCUCCCACGGUCACUUACAGUCAUGUGGCAUUGGAAUCGUGGAUGUCGACGUUUCAGAACGUCUGAGAUUGGAUUCAACAGGAAUAUCCCGCCACUGCUCCCCAUAAUCUGGGCAGCAUGGGCUAUGAUGGACGAGCUUCUUUAUACAUCAGCCGAAUUCGUGAUGCCGCUUGGGAGCGUGAGGGUUUGAAUUUGGAGUUCUAUCGUGGCUACAAUGUGACCUGGCAUGACCCUGCCAAGUAUUUGGAUGCACUAAAUUCGUUAAACAUGUUUUCCAGUGACAUGAGAUUGUCAGUGGAGCCGACGGGUGACUGGAAUGGAGUUCAUGUGGUGAACGAGACGGUUUUGGGAAGGUGCUUUGACAGAUACUUCUGGUACCCUCCCAUAUGCCGUCACGACCCUUCCACAUGCUGCAUCUACAUCACUGGUGGAAAUGGCUGGACACUGCGAUGCAAAAAGCCACAACGUGGAACAUGACAGCGACCGCGGUCGAAGAAACGCCUGGUUCACUCGAUUGCCACUUCACGAUGCUGUGACCAAGUGCUACCACCUUUGCAUGUUGAAUGCGUCUCAUUUUGGCGUUUGCCAUAGAUAUUUAGCUUCACAAACAACCCGGAUUCAGCUGGAG